This is a messenger RNA of Lynx canadensis (Canada lynx), 1759 nucleotides long. It is a transcript of the gene FLACC1, whose product is annotated as flagellum associated containing coiled-coil domains 1. The coding region runs from base 494 to 1759 and encodes 421 amino acids. The transcript has 15 exons. The record is from RefSeq and is a predicted model, not a curated record. NCBI's taxonomy places the organism in Eukaryota, Metazoa, Chordata, Mammalia, Carnivora, Felidae. Gene Ontology annotation, cellular component: outer dense fiber; cytoplasm; sperm fibrous sheath.
CCAAUGAGGUGCUGCCAUUCUGUUUCCAUAGCAAUAAAAGAAACAAACCUUCACCUGCCAUCUCCCAAGGACAAAUCUCACAACUCAAGGCCCAAGUCAAGAGAGUCUGAAUGAAAGGUUGACUUUCUCCUCUAGUUUGACUUUCAUGGCAAUACUGAAAGAUUCAAACCGGACUGUCUUUAGAAAGAAAAUUUGUGCUGACGCCCGUUCAGCCUUUGUAAAAGCCUUUGACUGAAUUCACUGCAAGUCUGUCUGUCUGCCCUACACGUACUGCGGAUUUUCUGUUUCGGCAUUUCAGUCACUUGGAACAACCAAAGUCUCAAGUUCUGGAACUUCUGGAUUUCAUCUAAAAUGAAUGCUAAUUUUAUGUCGAUGAGAAACAGUUUCUCUAUAAAAUUGUGAUGUCUUUAAGACUCUUGACUUGGAAAAGGACCACAUGGGAGAAACAAAUCUUUGAGAAGUUCCAGGACCUCCUGAUCUAGCAGCUCCUGCCAUGUACCCCAACCCUCUCAUCUACUGUACCUGCUGGGACCCUUGGAACUUGGGACCACAGAAGCUAAUCAAGACCCCUCAGCCACCAAGCAAGACCUCCACAGGGAAGCCCAAGCUAACUCCUCUUCCUUCAGCUGCAAAAAAACAAAAUUGUGUCCAACCCACAGCAAAACCUGUUGUUGCCCCAAAAGGGAAACUCCAUUUAGGAAAACAAGAGGAGAGCAAUAAACCACCUUAUGAAGUGAUAAACGUGUCACCUGGUUAUCGCCUCAUUCGAAAUAGGGAGCAGAUUUCUGUCACCUUGGGAGAUGAAAUGUUUGAUAAGAAAAAGCGGUCGCAAUCAGAGAUCAUGGACAGAGUCCAGAUUUCCAGGACUGAUAUCAUUACUGACCUGCAAGAGCAGAUCUCAGAAUUGACAGUGAUCAUUGAGCAAAUGAACAGAGACCAUCAAUCUGCCCAGAAAUUGCUCUCCAAUGAAAUGGCUGUCCGCUGUGCUGAGAUGCAGCAGAACUUCGAAAACAAAAACAGAGAGCUCAAAGAGGCUCACGCAGCAGAGCUCAGUCGUUUGGAGAACAACUACAAAGCCGCACUGAAGGCAGAGAAGCUGGCUGCCCAAGAAAAACUAGAUGAAAUGGGAAAGGAGUAUAAGUAUUUGAAGAAUAUGUUUCAUAUGUAUCAGGACAGCAUUUAUGAUGAAAUGGAAGAUAAGUGGUUAAAGAAGAAGGCAGAAUGGGAGAAGGAUGAGAAGUUGGAGCGGGAAAAGAUCUUGCUACAGCAAAAACAUAAUAUGACAAAAAGGUUUGAAUUAGAGUCAGAAGAAGAAAAGAAGAAAAUAAAUGACUCCUACAGUACCGUCUUUGAGAACUUCAAUCGAGAGAAGGAGGAGCUACUGAAACAACAUGAAAAGGACACCUUGCAAUUAGAGGAGCUGAGAAAGACCAAACAGGUCAUGGAGGAAGAGUUGAAUGCACAAUCUGUUAUCUUAGAAUCACUUAACACAACCCUCUACCAAACCCAGAUGGAACUCCAGAGAGAGAAAGCUACAGUGGGAAAUCUGGAGAAAACACUCCAGACCAAGCUUGCCGAGACUGAAGAAAAGUUUAAAUACACCAUACAGCUUCUGACAGAAGAAAACAUUCAUCUAAGGCAAAAAAUAAUUGUGAAGAAUGAAGAAAUUUAUAAGGAACGAUCUGGGAGGUUUCUCUCUAUGUAUGAGAAUGAUUCUGAUAAUUUAGAAGAUGAUAGCAAUGAAAAACAAGAACUAUGA